AUGACGCCUUCCGCAUAUUUAGCCCAUUAUCCGGAGCCACCAACGGACGCAGCUGUUGCUGAUGCUCGCAGAGAGCUCCAGGCACAGCAAGAGCAGCUCUUAGCGCUUUCGGAAAAGAUUACAUCCGCGGAAGACGCCCUGGCUCAAAUUGUCGUCGAGAGAAAGCGCGCUAUACGUGACCUACGACGCGAAAAGUUGUUGUUAGAGGAGAAGGUGAUAUAUACAAAGGCGUAUAUCUCUCCUAUACGCCGGUUGCCACAUGAACUACUCCGCCAUAUCUUCCUUUUCAACUUCGAUGAUCAUCCUUGCUGUGCUUGGGUGCUUGCAUCUGUCUGCACGCUAUGGCGAAGACUCACGCUGUCAAUGCCGAGGCUGUGGUCCAAGAUAAGACUCGUGACAAAUCAAAGCGCAACCGCCGAUACCAUACGGCUUUGGCUGGAACGUUCUGGAGACAAAGUGCCGCUCGAUAUCGAGAUUUACUUGCGAGUCAACGGUGUGUCUAAUGAGGGCUCAUCGACCCGUACACGACCUGCCUCACCUACGCCAUGGUUGCAUCCGCCCAGUCCACCACCUCAUUAUGUGAUCCCACACCCUCCGGGAACAGCGAUGCUCCUACCACCCGCCCAUACUCCUAUCAUUGUCCCGCAAUCACCUUCGCAUCACGAUUCAUGGGGUUCACCCCCUCCACCUUCUUCAAGAAAUACCCCACAAGCUCAGCGGAACGCUCACUGGGGCCAUAUCGCAAUAUUCUACCUUAUCGAGCAAAUGCACCGAUGGCAACGGUUUGUCUUCAGGUUCGACAGGCAGUUUCCAUCCAUGUCCGCGCUGAAAUCAAUAGCUGGCGACGCCCCCAUACUUAGAGAAUUUGAAAUCUCUUGCGCCGAAACUAUUUAUGCGAGUGAAUGGCCAUGGAUACCGAGUUCAAGUCCAGCGACUAGUAUGGCUCUUGGCAAACUAGAGUCACUGAUGUUACACCACGUCCCAUUCAAAUGGUCAUCACCAAUAUUCAAAACCAAUCUACGGUCGCUUAAUCUCCGUUCACUUCCAUCGAAUCAUCUACCGUUGGAUCGCAUCAUGCACAUUAUCGCCAGUAACCCAGAUCUUGAAUCGCUCACCUUAUAUUUUGCUGUUGCUCUGCCAGCUAUUCUUCCCCUUGUCCAGACUUCGUUACCUCGGCUUCGUGAACUCACCUUUGGCGGUCACUACCACAUGUCGCAACUAGCGGACUCGCUCGUGCUUCCCUCUUUAGAGAUACUCAACCUCGAUGUAGAAGCCCGUGAUCCGAUAGAAGACACCAUUACCAAUCUCCUACAACGCUCGAACAAUCCACCGAUUACCCGCCUCUCUGUCUCGUACGGCAGUACCUCGAGCUCGACGCUUUAUUAUGGCCCCGGCGGAGUCGUCAUCUCGUGGGGUUUCUUAACGGACCUAAACCAUCUGCAAUCGUUGAGCAUAGGCGGGACGCCGCUCGAGCCAUUUUUGUCAGCGCUCGGAAUGCCCGACGAGGAACAGACCCAUUGGGCGUGCCCGAAUUUGACGACGGUGGCGAUGAAAAGUUGUCAUGCGCAUUCUGAUGGGAUAGCGAAGCUGGUGCAGCUUGUGGAGGCUCGCAAUCCAGAGUCGGGAUCUGCGACGAUGGUAAAUGGAGUUAUACCGACGAGACUGCAGCACCUGGAGUUGUAUGAUUGUGCGACACUGGGACAGGAUGUGAUAGAGUGGCUGAAGAAGAGGGUAGAUGAGGUUAUUUGUACUGAGCCUUCUUCGUAUGUAAGGUCUCCUUGA
This is a messenger RNA of Suillus fuscotomentosus, 1782 nucleotides long. RefSeq lists its product as uncharacterized. The coding region runs from base 1 to 1782 and encodes 593 amino acids. Lineage: Eukaryota; Fungi; Basidiomycota; Agaricomycetes; Boletales; Suillaceae. The record is from RefSeq and is a predicted model, not a curated record. The transcript is spliced from 3 exons. Gene Ontology annotation, molecular function: protein binding.